Molecule: messenger RNA, 375 nt
Organism: Eruca vesicaria subsp. sativa (arugula)
Lineage: Eukaryota; Viridiplantae; Streptophyta; Magnoliopsida; Brassicales; Brassicaceae
Source: the annotation of a GenBank genome assembly
AUGUACAUGUCUCGAAGCAAGAGAAGGGGUUUGGCAGAAAAAGUUGAUUACAGGGAGGAAGAUUGGAGCAUUUCGCAGUAUUUCACCGGGCGCACCAAAAGCAUUUGCACCACCGAGGGGCAGACAGUGAAAGGCAAGAUGGUGAAUCUUUCUAAUGUUGGUUCGCAACAAUACAACAGAACAGAAGCAUAUAGCAAAGCAAACCCCAUUUUCUGCAAAGUCGUGAUUAUAAUGAUUUUUGUACAAUUUACAGAAUAUUUAAUAUAUGGAAUCGAAUUAUUUGGGUUGCUUCCAAAUAUGUUUCAAGAUUUCAUUUAUUACGAAUUUACGAUUGAAUCUUUUACCAAAAAACAAAAGAAAAGAAUUUACGAUUGA